Odobenus rosmarus divergens (Pacific walrus) is the source of this 2052-nucleotide messenger RNA. It is a transcript of the gene CD55, whose product is annotated as CD55 molecule, decay accelerating factor for complement (Cromer blood group). The record is from RefSeq and is a predicted model, not a curated record. The transcript is spliced from 12 exons. NCBI's taxonomy places the organism in Eukaryota, Metazoa, Chordata, Mammalia, Carnivora, Odobenidae. The coding region runs from base 1 to 2052 and encodes 683 amino acids.
AUGUGCGUCCCCGGCGGGCGGAGCGCGCCGCCGCCGCUGCUCCUGCUGCUGCUAUUGCUGGGUCCACCUGCGGCUCAGGGUGACUGCAACAUUCCCCCAGAGGUACCUAAUGCCCAACCAACUUUGGGAGGUCUCUUGAGUUUUCAUGAAGGAACCACAGUAACAUACAAAUGUAAUGAAGGCUUUGUAAAGGUUCCUGGCAGGGCCGACUCAGUGGUCUGUCUCAACAAUAAAUGGUCAGAGGUGGCAGAAUUCUGUAACCGUAGCUGUGAUGUUCCAACCAGGCUACUUUUUGCUUCUCUCAAGAAGUCUUUUACCAAACAGAAUUAUUUCCCAGCGGGUUUCAUUGUGGAAUAUGAAUGCCGACCUGGCUUCCAAAGGGACCGUUUUUUCUCAGGAAAACUAAUUUGCCUUCAGAAUUUUACAUGGUCCAAACCAGAUGAAUUUUGUAAAAAAAAAUCAUGUCCUAAUCCUGGAGAUUUAAGACAUGGUCAUGUCAGUAUACCAACUGACCUAUUAUAUGGUUCAUCUAUCUCCUUCUCGUGUAACGAGGGGUACAGGCUAGUUGGUGAAACUUCUAGUUACUGUUCCCUUGUAGACGAGGAUGUUGGGUGGAGUGAUCCAUUUCCCAAAUGCCAAGAAAUUUUUUGUCCAGAACCACCAGAAAUUAGCAAUGGAUUCAUUCUGGAUCCACGGGACACUUAUGUGUAUCAACAGACUAUAAAAUAUAGAUGUAAUGAAAGCUUCACCCUGAUCGGAAAGAACUCUAUUUAUUGUACUGUUAGAGGUGAACAAGGAGAAUGGAGUGGCCCGCCACCUGAAUGCAAAGCUACAAAGCCCACAUCAACUCCUCAGAAACCUACCACAGCAAAUGUUCCAGGUACCAAAGCUACAUCAACUCAGAAACCCAGUAUGGCAAAUGUUUCAGGUACCAAAGUCCCAUCAACUCCUCAGAAACCCACCACCAUAAAUGCUCCAGCUACAAAGGUCCCAUCAACUCUUCAGAAAUCCAACACAGUAAACGUUCCAGCUACAGAAGUCCCAUCAACUCCUCAGAAACCCGACACAAUAAAUUCUUCAGCUGCAGAAGCCCUACCAACUCCUCAGAAACCCACCACAGUACAUGUUUCAGCUACAAAGACCCCAUCAACUCCUCAGAAACCCACCAGACCAAAAGAUUCAGCCACAGCCAAAAAAUCCCCCAUAUCAAAUGCUCUAUCCACAGAGACCCCAUCAGCAGCCCAGAAUCCCAUCAUGGCAAAUGCGUCUGCUACACAGGCCAUGCCAGUAACCCAUAGAUCCACCACAGCGAAAGCUUCAUUUACACGGAGUCUUCCAGCAACACGAAAGUCCACUAUUAUCCAUGCCGCAGUGACUAAGGGUCUCCAUACAACAAAAAGAUUGACCUCUGCUCAUAUUACAGCAAAACAGAGUUCCGCUACUCCCAAGACAACCAGCACACCUAAUGGAAAAGGGACCCUCUCUUCAGAUGCUGCCAUCAUUGCAAUUGGACUUGUUGCUGGUACUGUAAUUGGUGCCCUAAUUCUAGUCAAAAUUUUCUGGCACUAUGGAAAAUCAGGCUCUUAUUACACUCAUGAAAACAACAAAGCACUCAAUGUUGUGUUUCAUAAUUUAACUGUGACUGGUGAUGCCUCAGAAGUAAGACCUUCUGGUUCUCACUCAUGGCAGCUUACUUCCUUGUGUGCCCGGUUGCCUUUGACUGUGCUACCUGUUCCUCUUUGCAAAAUUACUUGUUGGGAUUCCCUAAGGCAUAGGGUGAAGGCGCUAAGGACGUGUCCGGACAGCUACCCCCAGCGCCCGCGGCGGCCCCACUCCUCUCUGCUCCCGGAACGCGCCGUCUCUUCCAGCAGGUCCCCUCCGCCCUCCAGCCGCGGUAGGGGUACCCCACCCCAACCCCCCCAGCCCGGACACAGGGGCGAAGUAGUGAGGAAGGGGAGGACGGAGGGGCAUGCGCAGCUCCUCCCAGCCCAGCCAAACACGUCUUGUCCAGCCUCAGAGACUACAGAAAACCCUAGCGCCCGGUCCCCCUGA